Molecule: messenger RNA, 936 nt
Organism: Penicillium subrubescens
Lineage: Eukaryota; Fungi; Ascomycota; Eurotiomycetes; Eurotiales; Aspergillaceae
Product: LYR motif-containing protein
Exons: 3
Coding region: 1-936 (311 amino acids)
Source: RefSeq, a predicted model, not a curated record
AUGUGCUUCCUCAUUGACAUGCGGCGAGCUUCCGCAAUUUCUCGAGUCUACCCCCGAGAUCACGGAAUGCAUAAGGUCCUAGUUCCAAGUCGCUCUGGGGUCCAUCGCUUUGCUUGUUUGGCACUUUAUCGGGCCCUUCUCCGACAAUGUUCCCCCUCCGCCGCCGCGGGUGAUGCGCCUUGGCGCGACGACACCGAAUUUCUCGUCAAGCAAAGGUUUCGAAGAUACAAAAAGCUACAGAGCCCGUCGCAGAUUGCCAAUUCUUUGAAAGCAGGAUAUGAGGCUCUGGACUUGCUUGACCGCGCGGAUAAAGGAAGCCAGCCGGACUCCCACAAGCUCACCACGAUACUCUCACAGGCAAGGUCUUUCAAGGAGCAAUAUGCCGCUGAGCAAAAAAAGUUAGCGGAGAUGAUUCCACCGAAGCCGGUAUCGCCGAGGCAGGCUCGAAAGGAACAGACAAUACGUUUCGAACAAGAAACAUCCCGCAAGCACCCAGAUACCCCGUCAAUAUUUGAUCGGCCACGAUUAUCUUUGAGCGGGAAACGCAAGGUUCCGGUCCUGGUAAAUGCACGUGGGGUACCUUUCUUGCGCAUCAAGAAGCCUCAGCCAAGGAACCUGAGCGGCGUUAUACGAAGCAAGCUCGAAAAGCGCUGGAACCGUAUCGUGACUCGAGACAGACUACAUGUGGAGCUUCUCUUUGCCAAGGAUGAGGAUUCCUGGGAUCAUCUCACCCGAACCUCAGAAAAACCAACUUGGUCCGAGGAGGUCAAGCUUUGUCUGGAUGACGUUUAUGAGAAGAUUCGAGAAACAGAUAGGCAAAACCGUGAGCUGGCUGAAAAUAUGUGGAAGGUUGUGCUUGAAGAGAGAGAAUUGGCUAAGCAAGAGGACCAGCAGAGACAGGUGGAGCAGUCGGUCUUGCAGGACAAGAGUACUUGA